Pararge aegeria (speckled wood butterfly) is the source of this 1950-nucleotide messenger RNA. RefSeq lists its product as uncharacterized. NCBI's taxonomy places the organism in Eukaryota, Metazoa, Arthropoda, Insecta, Lepidoptera, Nymphalidae. The annotation marks the transcript as partial. The transcript is spliced from 14 exons. The record is from RefSeq and is a predicted model, not a curated record.
AUAAUAUCACUAACUGGCGUUCUGUUCUGGCGUUGGUACCGUCUGGAUCAUCUCCUUAGAGGUCUGCCUUCGGCUUCAUCUACAGCUUUUCUGACGGUAACAAAUUCCGUAAAUGAAACGGAAAUAGGAUGCGUCUUUCCGGAAGUCAAUCCGUACUCACAUUCACUGGAACAUAACGUGGAUCUACCCAAGAUCGCCUGCGAAGAAUACGAUUGGGUUGAGUGUAACAUGUCAAAAUGUGGAGUAAAACAACAUAUACUCGACACGGUUAGGGAUAUAGUAUGUUACUAUAGAGACAUUAUAAGCGAAUACGACCACAACUACACCAUCGCAGAGCCGGUUAAGCUGCUUCACGAUCAGGUGUAUACGCUGCAGAGAAGCGAUUACUUCAAGGUUUCUUGCACUGGUUAUGAGAAAAAUGGCUACGGCCUCAUAGCAUCAAGAUGGUACGGUUACAAAGUUGGUGUACGACCUCAAAACCCACCGUCGUCGGCUAAGAGGAAUAACAGUCUGAACAUACUCAUCGUGGGCUUCGACUCCACAUCCCGUGGUGGUUUCAUGCUAAAGCUGCCUAAGAGUUUCAGAGUGCUGAUUAACGAAAUGGACGCUGUGCUUUUAAAGGGUUACAAUAUAGUUGGGGACGGCACCGCGGAGGCACUGUUCCCGAUCCUGUCCGGGAAGACUGACAUCCAGCAUCACCCGCACGCCAGGCAAAUGCAUUCCAAGGACACACUCCUCGACCCAGACCUAUUCAUCUUCCAAACGGCGAGAGAAGAUGGCUACCACACCGCGUACUACGAGGAUAUGCCCUGGAUAGGAUCCUUCCAGUUCCGGUACAACGGGUUCAAGAAGCGACCAGCGGACCACUACCUCAGGUCGUUUUUCAUGGAACAGAGCCAGCGUGGCUUAAAGUGGCUCAGCGGUAUCAGACGCCGGUACUGCGUUGGGGAGAAACCAACAUUUUUGGUACUCCUGGACUUGACAAGACAGUUCAUGAAGGUCAAAGGCAAAAGGUUAUGCUUCACAUUCAUGGGCGACGUCUCGCACGAUGAUUUCAACAGGAUAUCCACCGUUGACGACGACCUGGUUGAAUUCCUGCGGCACAUCAAACAGUCUGGAUACUUGGAGGAUACGAUGCUUAUUGUUAUGGGAGAUCAUGGACCUAGAUUUGGCCCCUGGCGUGAGUCAGAUCAGGGUAAAGUGGACGAACGGCUGCCGUUCAUGUCCAUCGUCCUACCAGAGAGACUGAAGAGGGAGAGGCCUGACGCGUUGGGCAUUCUGCAAGCCAACGCUUUGGUGUUGACAACGCCGUUUGACAUUCACACAACGUUGUUGGAUGCGAUGGACUUGAGCCAGCACGCCAGCGACUUUGUCGUACCAAACGCUGUUCUGAAAAGGGGGCUGAGUCUUUUGAAACAGAUACCUCGGAGCCGCACUUGUGAGGAGGCGGAGGUGACCCCCCACUGGUGCGUCUGCCUCAACACGGCGUCACGCAACGUGGAGUCUCACGACCCCAUGUACGAGCGGGUCGUCGAUACUCUGCUGAAGUUUAUCAACGACGUGACUGAGGAGAAAAGAUCAGUUUGCGCCGUAAGGAGCUUGAGUCACGUCAUGUGGGUGUCCCGCCAGGAUCCUUCCGGUCCGAAAAGUUCUGCUGCUAAUGUUACCCGCGUCGUUUACUAUAAAACCUUGAUAAUACUGACUCCAGGGCCCGCUGCGUUCGAGGCAUCGAUGCAAUUCCACCCGCAGAGGGAUCGCUUCGUCAUCUCGGAGAGAGACAUUUCUAGAAUUACCGCGUACGGCACGGAACCUGCGUGCGUGAGUGCGACGCACCCACACCUAAACAAAUACUGCUAUUGCGUAGUCAGCCAGUUCAGUGCGUUGAAAUGGCUCAAACUAUAAUAUUUGAUAGAAUUCCAUGAAAUAUUAUGAAAAUUAAGCUAAAUUUGC